UCUCAUUUUCAGACCAAAUUCAACUUCACCAUUCUCUUUCCUUCGAUCACAUAUCUCCGUCUCUCUCUUCACCAUCUGCUACUUUCAUCAUCAUCAGCCUCCUCAAAUGGUCUCAGAAGAGGACAAGACGAGAAUUGUUUUCUUCACAAAGCCAUUGUCACUAGAAAGUGAAACAAAUGCUGAUCUCAAAGCUCCUAAUAUACUUAAGCGCGUCUUAAGUCUAUUCAGAAAUGUACGGCCAGGAUCAGAUCUCUCUCGCUUCCAGCUGUCACCUCUCUUUAACACACCAAAGUCACACCUCCAAUGUUUCGGCGAAUCAGUAUACUGCAUUAACAAUGAUAUGUUAGGGAGUUGCAACAAUGGGGAAACCCCAAAGGACAGGUUCACAGCGGUUGUAUCAUGGAGUAUUUCUACUUUGCGUCCUGUGAUAUUUGGAAUGGCUCCAUUCAACCCCAUUCUUGGGGAAACUCAUCAUGUGUCAAGGGGAAACCUCAAUGUCCUACUUGAGCAGAUUUCACAUCAUCCACCAGUCACUGCACUGCAUGCAACUGAUGAGAAAUCCAACGUUGAAAUGAUAUGGUGUCAGCAUCCUUCCCCCAAAUUCUAUGGUACUUCAGUGGAAGCUGAGGUGCAUGGGAAAAGAGAACUGAAGCUCCUGAAUCACGGAGAAACUUAUGAAAUGAACUCCCCAAAACUCGUGAUCAAAUUCCUCCCGUUACCUUCGGUUAAUUGGGUUGGUGAACAUAGGAUCCGCUGUCAGAAAACCGGCCUUGAAGCUGAGUUGCACUAUGGAAGUAGUUCCUAUUUUGGUCUUAGGGGAAAUCCUAGAUCAGUUAAGGGAAAGAUCUUUGAUUCAUCAUCAUUGAAGCUUCUUUAUGAGAUAGAUGGUCAGUGGGAUAGAACUGUCAAAUUGAAGGACGUUAGCAGUGGGAAAGAAACAGUUAUAUACAAUGCGAAAGAAGCCAUCUUAGGACUCAAGGCUCCUGUUCUUACAGAUCCAAAGGGAGUCUGGCCUAGUGAGUCAGUUGUGAUCUGGGGUUUGUUAAGCCAAGCUAUCCUUAACAAGGACUGGGGAAGAGCAAGAGAAGAGAAGACACAAGUUGAAGAAAAACAAAGGGAGCUAACUAGACAAAGAGAAUCAAGAGGUGAAACUUGGGCUCCAAAACAUUUCUUUGUGAAAUACAGCAAAGAAGUUGGAUGGGAUUGCUCACCUAUUCACAAGUGGGUCUCUCCUGCUCCCAUAUCUGUAUCCAUCUCAUAGGUUAUAAUUUGCAUCAAAAAUCAGAAAAAGCUUAUUGGCUUCAACACUUUCUUCUCUAGAUUCAUGGACUUUUUGCUGUGAUGGUGGGACUGUUAUUAGUAGCUAGAUGUUGAACAAGUGAACAACAACCCACCUGUGUCAAUUAAAUUGCUUUGUUUCUGAAUUACAAGUACAUGAAAGAAACCUACCAAACCGUGUUGGUUGAGAAAAAAUGGCACCAUUUAAUCG
Argentina anserina (silverweed cinquefoil) is the source of this 1489-nucleotide messenger RNA. Its product is annotated as oxysterol-binding protein-related protein 4B. Gene Ontology annotation, molecular function: sterol binding. The record is from RefSeq and is a predicted model, not a curated record. The coding region runs from base 107 to 1261 and encodes 384 amino acids. The transcript has 7 exons. NCBI's taxonomy places the organism in Eukaryota, Viridiplantae, Streptophyta, Magnoliopsida, Rosales, Rosaceae. Gene Ontology annotation, cellular component: intracellular membrane-bounded organelle; cytosol; membrane.